AUGGGAAACGGGGAGGCUCCGUAACCAUUUUGGCUCAAGCCAGUUUGGCUCAAGUCGGGCUCAAACUGCGCGCGCGCGCCGACUUGGGCAUGGCAUCGCGGGAGGAUGCGGAAUUUGCGCAUCCAAGGAGGUCAGCUGCAGAGAGGAAAGCUAGUAGGCAAUGGGCGAAGCUGUCGGCGGACAAAGCAGUACAGUGGCUUCGGCAAGAGCUCACUAACUAUAAAGAGAAGUACGGCACUCUUUUACACACUCUGGGUUUGCUGCUGGGACUGGAUCCGCAUGCGGCAGGCCGAAUCCUAUCGGUUGUACCCGUGCUCAUUGCCAAGCUCGAGGGCCCCAACAUUUCCGGUACCACCAAACUUCGGAUACAUUUUGCCCUACAUUCGGUGGCCAAAGAUAGAUAUUGACGUCUUCACUGCGUCGCCCCACCAACUAAGGGGAGCAGAACGCGGGCCACGUUUAAGCAGGCUGCCGCUCAACUCGGGGACAUCCAGCUUCACGGAGCAGGACAUCAACUGUGCCAGCACGGUUCCAGAUCAUGUCUUACAUACCGAGGUGUUCAGGGAUUUCGACACAGCCUUGUACUGUGGACUACCCGAGAGUUUCGAGUGGUAUUCUGAAGUUCCUACCUUUCGACAUCGGGGGGCAGGAGCGGGACUUGAGCAGUGAAUGGUGGACUUUGCCAGUGGAAAUGGGAACGCCGUUUUUGGCACGACCCCCUUCACGGAGGCUGUUCAACCUGACGAUGGGCCUGCCGAGGGCUCACCAGAAGUUGAGGAGCAGCGUGCGCACCAAGCUGCUGAUCAGCAUGUUGAGCAAGCCGUUCAUAAGCCUGCCAAGGACUUGCAAGGUGACAGUUCUGAGCAGCAGCAUCCUGACCCUGUCUUUCAUCAUGAUUGCGCUGGGACAACUCAGCCUGAGUAUGUCGAAGGGGCUUUCUGAUCCUUCUGACCUUUUCGAUGCUGCCGUUGCUGCGACUUGGGAUCAGCAUGACGAAGCCGCUGAUCAUGUGCAUCCAGGUAUUCCUCCUGGGCCUGCUGGGCCUGCUGCUUGUCCUGCAGGCGUUGCUGAAGCCGUGCCUCACGACCUGCGUGGUGGUCAUGUUCUUCGUUCUGAGGAUGACGGUGGUUGUCGAGGUGAUCUUCCCACAGAACGGCCCCGCGAUGAAGGGCAACAGGCUUUGGGCAGCCUUGCGGGUAUCUGGAAGAGUUGCAGCCCGCCAAACACAUCUUCAACGUUUAUUUUAGGAAUAUGCAAGUCCCUUGCUGAAGAUAGUGCUACAGACCCGCCGGGUAAAAAUAAUGCUGGGAGUUUUGGGUUGGAGGUCGAGCGCGUGAUCGACGCAGAGACGCACGUCGAGUCUGAGCCCUGGCUUCGUGGGCCAUUGAUCUACCGCGCGCAGCUUGAGGAGCGCGGAGAGAACGAGAAGAUGCUAGGAAUCCUCGGCACCUUGGCGGCUCACCGUGUUGUUGUUUUGGUCAAAUCCGAGAGGAGGGCUUCCGCUCUUGCCAUGGUGCUCGAGAAGUGCAGUUUCCCGUCAAUUGCAUUGCGUUCUCGCGCGAGCCAAGAGGACCAACUGAGCAGGCAUCCUCGGGAGCCUGACAUACGCAUCAUAGUCUGCACCAAUUUGGUCGACAGUGGCGUGGCCGCAGAGAAGAUUAAUGCCAUCAUUAACUACGACUUGCCUGCUGUUCUGGAUUAUUACUUGCACUGUGUGGGAGGCUGGGAGAGUAUUUCAAUCAUUGGCUUGGUGUUUUUUUUUUUUUUCGGCUACCGCCAGCGAUGCCGACGUUCUGGCUACAAUCCAGCACCGGCUUCAGGUCAACUUCUGCGAUUUGGCCUCUGAUGAUGGGGUCUUGUUGCAGGUGUUGCAAAGGUGUCUGCAGGCAAGCACGUUUCUGCAUAACUGGUGGUGCGUCUCUGCAUAUCUGCAAUCUUGCCCCCAGCUUGGCAGCACUGACAAGUGAUUGAGGGAGGAAUGUAGCAUCAGGCAUGGAGUGUUCGACAAUUCCACUUUGUUACCGAAGCAGGGUUCGCCCCUCCCCCCUGCUCCCUUCCUUACUUCCGCCCCCCCUCCCUAUCAUCCUCUCCCCCAUCCUUCCCCGAUUUCGCCCUUCACCGCGGUCUCCCCGCAGGAAGCUGGAGGCGGUGGAGUCACGACGGCGCCAAUGGCGAUAGGGGACGAGACGUGGGGGGGAGGAGGAGGAGCGAGGGUUUGACUUAGAGAGCGAGGCUGUCGCGCUCGGUUAUCCUAAACAGCGAAGCUAUGGGUCCUUUAUUGUAUUCCAACCUUAUCCUAUGCUGUGGGGUAUCUUCGCUGUUUAGGGCUAGCCUCCCUCCAGUCAGGGUGCAGAGUGAGCGGAACCGCGCUCAGCACCUGCCACC
Messenger RNA from Prorocentrum cordatum, 2385 nucleotides. NCBI's taxonomy places the organism in Eukaryota, Dinophyceae, Prorocentrales, Prorocentraceae. The record is from the annotation of a GenBank genome assembly.